Molecule: messenger RNA, 2019 nt
Organism: Pimephales promelas (fathead minnow)
Lineage: Eukaryota; Metazoa; Chordata; Actinopteri; Cypriniformes; Leuciscidae
Source: RefSeq, a predicted model, not a curated record
GUGUUCUCUCAGGUCUGAUGAGUAUUCCUGCUGCUGCAUCAGUUCAGUCAGGAGGUGGAGAGAUGCAAUCACCUGGGGCCAUUAGCCCUUCAUUCCUCCCGCCCCCAAGUGGAAAAGUUCCAGGUCGCAAGAGGGGUCGUCCACCCCUGAAGAGGCACCCGGAAUACCAGAGUCGCUAUCCAGAAUCCCUUCCACCCAUUAAAGUGCCUAAGAAAAGAGGAAGGAAGCCUGGCUUUAAGCUGAAGUCUCGCUUGAUGACUCCCCUGGCUAUCUCUCCUCCCAGCAGCACCCCAGAGCCAGACAUGAGCUCAAUCCCCCAGGACGCAGCUACUAUCCCCCACUCUGCCACCCCGCAGGUCCUCACAGUGUGUAUCUACGUGAAUAAGCAGGUGAACACGGGUCCUAACCUGGACAGGCAGAAGGUGCUGCAGCUGCCGGAUCACUUGGGUCCCGCCAGGCCCUCUGUGGUGCUCCAGCAGGCGGUGCAGGGCUGCAUCGACAGCGCGUUUCAACAGAAAGCUGUCUUCACCUUGCUUACAGAGGGCUACGGAGGAGAAAAGAUCUCAGCCACCUUUGAUGGUAAACAGCAUCUGUUAAGUUUGCCAGUGGUCAACAGUGUAGGUUAUGUUCUACGCUUCCUUAAGAAGUUGUGCCGAAGCCUGAUGUGUGAGAACCUCUUCAGUGACCAGCCCAUCGCUCCUUCAUCGUCCCCCUCGUCCUCUUCCUCAUUCCACACUGAAAAGCACUCAGACGGACAGCCCAAGUCAACAGACUCGAUGGUGGAUGAUUACCAUGGAGAUUCAAUGGACCCCAAGCGGUAUUCUGUUGACCCCAGCGACUCUGCUUUUGGAGCGAUGUCCUCACCGUACACGGCGAGUAAACCUGCAUAUGGUUUUCGUUCUGGCCCCGUCUACUCUGGAGGUGUGUGCAGGCAGGCAGCCAGUCCCAGCACAUUCCAGGAAGGAAACAGAAGUGCCUACAGUCCAUCCCCAGAUGGAGGGGAGGCGAAGCCCCCACCCAGUAAGGAUCCAUCCAGGUGGAGCGUGGAUGAGGUGGUGUGGUUUAUCAAAGAUGCAGAUCCUCAAGCGCUGGGCCCUCACGUGGAUCUCUUCCGAAAACAUGAGAUUGAUGGGGAUGCUCUUCUUCUCCUGAAGAGUGACAUGAUCAUGAAGUACCUGGGACUCAAACUGGGCCCGGCUCUCAAGCUCUGCUACCACAUUGACAAGCUAAAACAGAACAAGUUCUGACCGGUCUCUGCACCUUACACACACACAGAUGGAUUCACUCACAGUAUUUACUCUCACUCUCAUUUGUUGUAGUACUGGACGUUUUUAUUGCCCAUUCUUUGGUCAUUCAAGGACAAGCACCAGAGCAUUGUUUUUUACUUGUGUGGUAUGUCUGCCUGUAUAUUGGGGCAUUUCACUGACCGGAACAUUUGCUUGUUCUAAUUUUAAGUGUGCAAGACUUUUAUUGCUUACUUGAUUGAUAUUUGAACACUGCUCUAAUCAAAAGGCAAGUCAUCUCAGCUGCUUUCUGGGAUUUGAGUUUUUAUCGUCAAGUGAGAGUGCGGAUUAAUUACAACUGUAAAUUAUCCUUCAAAUGAACGGAGUUGAAACAAACGUAUUAGGUCACAGGCAAACCCGCUCCCAUUUUUACAGAGCCAUGGACUGUGACUAAAACCCUGUGAACUUCAGCCACCUGCUGGUGAAGUGGAGUCACUGCAACUUUGUGACACUUUACCCCACAUUUCUAACCAGACAUUCAGCUUCUUAUUUUGCGGAGAGCUACUUCGAAGGCCGAUACCCUGGGAGAACCUAACUUACAGAAUUCAGCAUUGUGCUUUUCGUCUAAACAGAUACAGUGUGCAUACAGUCUUGGCAGGGUACAAUUAUGAACAGUUUCACUUUGCAACCAGCAAAUAACAGGCACAAAUGCAACUCAGAACUAAACAGGAUACACUACAAGGCAGUUACUGCUUCAGUAAAAAUGGUGCAUUACAAACCUAGUAAUUCACACCAG